Molecule: messenger RNA, 435 nt
Organism: Racocetra fulgida
Lineage: Eukaryota; Fungi; Glomeromycota; Glomeromycetes; Diversisporales; Gigasporaceae
Source: the annotation of a GenBank genome assembly
AUGUCGUCUAGUCGUUCUCGAGGGCCACUGGGUACAUCUCAGUAUAAUGAGCGAAGAGAGUUCGAUAGUUUAUUUAAGGAUUUCAACGAAAUGAUGCACCUUACUGUACGAGGAAUCACUUAUGCGACAGAAGCGGCAACAGACCUUGAAGAGGCUGAGGAACAAGAAGAGGAUCUUGUGGAAGAUUAUAAAUUACAAUUGGACGAUGCUUUAAAAAAGUACGAAUCCAAAACUGAGAAUGAAAAAUAUUUUCAAAAUGAAAACUACAUCGAAUUUCGUCAAAAAAUUUGGGAUGUUAAUCAUCCUGAUGAAACUAUGCCUCCACUAGAUAAAGAAGCCGAUGAUGAAAUUGUAAUGGGAAGACAAAAAGAAUCUUUAUAUUGCCCAAUCACAACAUUAUUGUUGGAAGAACCAGUUACAAGGUAUUUUCUAUAA